Messenger RNA from Letharia columbiana, 2073 nucleotides. RefSeq lists its product as uncharacterized. The transcript has 5 exons. The record is from RefSeq and is a predicted model, not a curated record. Bases 1 to 2073 code for a protein of 690 amino acids. Lineage: Eukaryota; Fungi; Ascomycota; Lecanoromycetes; Lecanorales; Parmeliaceae.
AUGAAGGUUCUGGCAAAAGAUCUGUGCAAGCCGGAAGUCGUUGCGGCGAUCGCGAAAAUCGGGUUCUUUGAAAUAGAGGAUAGGCGGAACGUAACUACAGAGAUGUGGGAAAAAUUCAGAGACAUGACCCGUAAUGUGCACCACACCCAGCCUGUGGAUCCAGAAGACCUUGAAGCGAAACUUCGAAACUGCCCCCCUAGAUUGAGCGAACCUCCAACCCCUCCCCCUGAUUGCUCCCGUAGCUUGAGCCAAACUCCAAUCGAAGACCCUGUGGAAAUGUUGGAGCGGUUUAAACUCGAAGCCAAGCAAGCGUACGAUACCCUGAUACAGAUGGGUGGGAGACCGACUCGUCCGAUCCGAUCAACACCGCCCUGGACGAAAGUCCCUGUCGGUGGAGAAAUUUGGUACCGAUAUGCUGAACAAUACGAGGAGCUUUUUUACGACAGCUGGUAUGGCUAUAAACCAGGUCCCAAUAAUUCUUUGACGGAGGCCGAUUUUAUUCGGGGGCACUGGAGACAAGAAAGAGGUCGAUGCAAUGAAGAACUACGACGGUGGCAGGAUUUUCUCGAUACUCAGCAACGGAGACGUGAGCAUCAUCCGGAAUUUGCAAGAGAGGAGGACAUGGAACGGCAGCGGUACCCGCAAGAUCCAGAGCUCACAGCAAGCCUGAAGAAGUUGAAGGACUGGAAGGAAUAUCAAGGCUAUUUUCAAAGGUGGAUCGACCGGUUGAAGAGGGGAAUGGAAGGGGCCCGACGAGCGGUGGAAGCAGUACAGCGGAAAGAUCCUGAAGUGUAUGUGAACAAGCGUGGGAGAGACGACAAAAGGGAAUGGCUGAGAACAAUAGAAAGACAGCGGGAAAAGCUCCCAGCGGAGGAGAAACGGUUGGAAUGGGUCAAGAAGCAGCUUCCAGCGGUUCUUUCGGAAUGCGCUGCGUCAUUGAUGGAAUUACCGACAUCUCGUCGUCAGAUGGAGGAGAAGAGCGAGCUGGGAGCGAAACAAGUCUACAACACCCUGAUGGAUACGGGUGGGAGGCCAAGCCGUCCGAUCCGGCCGGUGCCUGACGUCUAUGAUGCCGAACACACGGAUGAAGAUCUUCACGCCCUUUGCCACUGGGAGGAGAGCCCGACCCAAGUGGAUCUCUGGAAAGACUAUCGGGCCUACCUACAUCUGGAGGUCGAUAAUGCUAAGCAGUGGGUGGAAUUCUGGCGGCGGCAGGUGGUAGAAUUCCAGGAUACAGAGAAUCAUUGCGCACUACAAGGGUGGUCAGAUACAGCCGAACGAUACCAUUCCGAGGCUGAGGACGCGCGAUCUUACGCCGAAGAAGCGCGAAAGCAAGUCGGGCCUCCAGAGAUGCGGUUGAAAUGGGCAGAACAACAGCUUUCAGCCUGUCUCGCCGAAUGCGCCGUCUCGACGACGGAAGUAUCUACAUCAAACCCUCUCGAGGAUCAAGCCAUGCCACCGAAAAGAGCAUCGAAGUCAGGUCAAACCACGCUCAAGGAUCUUAGAUCUAACCGAUCUGAUAAAUCGGCCCUGCGAAAUAAUCACGACAACAAGAAAAAUCGUCCUUCAGCAAAUUCUGCGCUUGGUCCAAUCCAUUCAUCAAAAGUAUCAAAAGCCGCUGGAAGGAAGACACCCGGCCCCCGACGACCGUCAAAGAUCCCUGCAGAGCGUGACGAUGGUCAAAACCAAGGCCUUAACAUAACGAUAUCACCAUCCCCGCCUGCCAAUGUUGCUCCGCGCAGAAGCCGCCGGUUAUCUACCAACCAAAAGAGGUCCGGUGCAUUGGAAGCGGAUUUAGCUGCCGAUCUGGGGAGAAAUGCACAACCCCAACCUACCGAGGUCAUGCUGCGCAGAAGCGAUCGGAUAUCGAAACAGAAAGAGAGGAUGAGCACAUCAACUUCUAGUGCGGCGUUGAGCUCAGUCGUGAUCUUGCAAACAGCUCCGUUCCCACGGUCCAAAUCUAAAGGUCGCGUUGCAGGCACCAAACCAGACAGGAGCUGGGGGAAACCGCGUGGAAUAUCCAAGACGCAAGGAAGGGAUCUUUCACGGAAGAGGGCUGAGAUCCAUACUUAA